GCCCUGGAUCAUCCUCAUGGCCGCAGACACGACGUGGCGGCCGAUGCCAGCCGACCUCUCACUGCCCUGCUCAUGCUUGAUAGGCGAGAGAAGAGUGUGGCAGAGCUGCCCAUUCGCGGUUGAGUCUCGGAGUCAGGCUGAAACCAGUGCAGCGGAACAAGUCCCCGCGAGCGCUGUCCGAACACUGUUCGUGGAUCGGAUAGACACUCGAUCAGGCAGCACGCGGGCGAACGCUGUCCGAGAUGGUGCGGAACUCGCUCCAGCUCUCCCUCCGCCCAGCACCACGAGAUUCGGAAUCGACCGCACUGAAGAGUCCCGUCUCGCCUGGCUAUGGCAGCAGCACGGGUACGAGCUCAUUGAGGGGACCAGGCUUGACGCCAGAAGGCUAUGAAGCUACAUCGACCGGAGAGAAUUUUGAGCAACCUCUGCUAAGCUCACGCGAGCGACUUGGUCCUACGAGAUCAGAACACACAAGCUGCUCGCCACGCAAGAGCGCAAGCGCUGUCAGACAGCUGUCCGUGACGAGUUGGCUCGGCGCAAGGAUGUCAAUCUCCAGCGCAAGCUCAACACGGUCGUCUGCAGAGUAUUAUGCAGACGACAAAGAUACGCCGAGGGGAAGAGGGCAGCCAAGUCUACGCGGUGAUCCCGCGGAGGCCUUGCUACAAGGUCGCACAUACGAUGCAGCGCGUCGACGGUCUACACCCGCGCUUAACAAGAGAUCACGCAAGAUCCUGUUGCUCGCUAUAAAGUGCCUGCUCGUCGCAUUCGGCGUCGCAGGCUUCACUUUCGGUCUACAUCACUAUCAGAAUGACCAUGCCGUUCGUUCGAUGUCACCCUAUCAAGCGUUCACGAGCUGGUAUCAGCUGCAUUGGGCAAGCUCCGAAAAACUAUCAGAUCACCACGAAUCAAGCCAAUCACUGUUUAUCUAUGACGCCAAUUCUGGCCGCUUCAAUCGGCCAACCGUCCUGCCCAUGCACCCAGUGCGCGAGCUGAUCGACAGAGCAAGAAAAGAUUGGAACCAGAAGGUUGCGAGACAGAGCAAGACACUCGAGGAAGCCGUUGAUGAGUAUGUUCGACGCUACAAGAGACGGCCCCCUCGCGGGUUCGACAUCUGGUGGAAGUAUGCAGUCGACAACGAUGUCGUUCUCGUCGACGAAUUUGACAAGAUCUACCGCGAUGUCGAGCCCUACUAUGCGCUCGAUGCUCAUCAGAUCGCAACGAGGCAACGUAUAGCAGUGGAGAGGAUCAACGAGAUCGUGCCCGGUCAAGCCGUUCUUGUCGACAUUGAUCCCGAGCGAAUCAGGCUCAAUGAUAGCAUCCUGCUCGACGAGAUACCAGAGUCUGCGUUCCGAGCAAAAGGCCUGCUUCAUCGUAGCGCAGAAGCCCUGAAGCUUCUGCCUGCGCCCAUCACCUUGCCAAUGAACGAAGAUGAUGCUUACGUCGGCCGUUUGUCAUACGGGCAUCACCAACAUCUCUUGCGUCUCGCGCGUACUGGGCAAUAUGUGCCUAGCAUGCGCGAUGAUGGUUACACACAACACGACGCUUUCGAUGCGCCCGAAGCCGGCCCUGCAAAUUUCACAAGGGAAGCAGCACUCUGUCCACCGGGCUCGGCAAUCUACGAAGCCGGACAGCGCGGAAAAGCGGGUUUCGAGCCAGACAAGGAUCACUUUGACACGCCACCCUUUCACUCGCUCGUCUACGAUAUCAAGAAAGCUUCGGAUCACUGCCACAACCCCGAAGUUCUCUGGUUCGAAGUCAAUCCCUCUCGGUUCUACGACUUCGACUACCUCUCGCCUGUCUUUUCAUGGUCGACGACCGGCGAGAGCACCGAUCUGACUGUUGUGCCCGAGCAGUUUCCUAUCAAUCUCGAUGGAGAUCUACCGUUCGAUCAGAAGCCAGGCACGAGACUCUUCUGGCGAGGCGCAGCCACCGGUGCCUUCUAUCUCGAGAACAACACUGAUUCGUGGUACCUCUCGCCUCGGUACCGACUGCAUCAGAUGGCCCGCAAGCAACGUGGAGAGCGAUCGAUCAUGCGGGAGAUGAGCGACGGCUCUGUCGAUCAGGUCAUCGUAGCGCGCAAAGAUCUCAACGAGCGGUUUUUAAACAUGUCGAUCGUGGGCGGACCCAUCCAGUGCGAGCCAUCCGUUUGCGACCGGUUACAGAAAGAGAUGGGAAAGAAGCCCUAUGUUCCCAUGAGCGAGUUCUGGCAGAACAAGUACGUUCUCGACGUCGAUGGCAACGGCUGGUCGGGCCGGUUCAAGAUGCUCAUGUCCUCCCAAUCUCUCGUCUUCAAAUCCUCCUUCUACGAAGAAUGGUGGCAAGAAAGGUCUCAGCCAUGGGUUCACUUCGUUCCAGUCAGUCCAGACUACAGCGAUAUCUACGAUAUCAUGGCCUUUUUUGAGGGUGGCAUCAAAGGCAGUAGCAAGAAUGAAGAUCUCGCUGCAGAGAUCGCAGCGGCAGGGAGAGACUGGGCCAUGCAUCAUUGGCGACGCGCCGACACAAACGCUUACAUGCUUCGUCUUUUGCUGGAAUGGACGCGAUUGCUUCAUCGAAGCGAAGAGGACAGCUGGGACUAUCAGUGAAUAUGCUUGUUGUUCAUUGUAUCUACAUGUGACAACAGGACUCAUACAUCCA
Molecule: messenger RNA, 2634 nt
Organism: Mixia osmundae IAM 14324
Lineage: Eukaryota; Fungi; Basidiomycota; Mixiomycetes; Mixiales; Mixiaceae
Product: glycosyltransferase family 90 protein
Exons: 4
Coding region: 243-2582 (779 amino acids)
Source: RefSeq, a predicted model, not a curated record